ACUAGUUAUGGUUUCUUAAAUAAAUUUUUAAAGAUAAGCUUUAUGGGUUCUCAGGCAGUAGCUCUUUUCAUUUUGCUUAAUAUCACAUUGUUUAUUUGUGUUUCAUCAAAUAAGGUUCCAUGCCCUCCCAAAAUUUCCCCAUCACCUCCUUCAGUCCCAAUGAAGCCAGAGAAAUGUCCUAAAGAUAAGUUGAAGUUUGGUGUUUGUGGGAGCUGGUUAGGGUUGGUUUAUGAGGUUGUUGGGACUAAACCCAGCAAGCAAUGUUGUAAUUUGAUUGAAGGACUUGCUGAUCUUGAAGCUGCAUUGUGUUUAUGUACCGCCAUUAAAGCCAAUGCUUUGGGAGCUAUCAAGCUUGAAGUACCAAUUGCCCUCAGUUUGGUGCUUAAUUCGUGUGAUAAAAAGGUUCCUCGAGGCUUCCAAUGCUAGUAGAGUCUCUCGCUCUCUCACAUUCGGUUCCUCGUCGGCCUCUCCCAGACCCAAUUGAUUUCCUUUUUUUUUUCGGGGAUAAAUUGAAGCAAUAUUGUAGAGAAUAAGUUAUUAAUAAUGAAAUGAAUGAUGUUUUUAGUCC
Pistacia vera is the source of this 568-nucleotide messenger RNA. RefSeq names its product putative lipid-binding protein At4g00165. Lineage: Eukaryota; Viridiplantae; Streptophyta; Magnoliopsida; Sapindales; Anacardiaceae. Bases 43 to 426 code for a protein of 127 amino acids. The record is from RefSeq and is a predicted model, not a curated record. The transcript has a single exon.